AUGAAGCUUCCAUCCACUCUCGCCUUUCUUACCAUUCUGACUGCGGUGGCUGCAAAAACUUGCGGCGUUAAAAACGGUACGUCACAUCUAGUAUCGCCAUUCCCAGCCCCAAUACAACAACUGAAACUUAUCUAGAUGCUUGUGGCUCUACGGGGAACCUGCCAUGCUGCCGCGGGUUGUUUUGCCUACCCAACGCCAAUGGACAAGCUGGAAAAUCGUGCGCUCUCAAGCCUGAAUAA
Molecule: messenger RNA, 239 nt
Organism: Hymenoscyphus albidus
Lineage: Eukaryota; Fungi; Ascomycota; Leotiomycetes; Helotiales; Helotiaceae
Source: the annotation of a GenBank genome assembly